CCUGCGCGCUGCGCGCCGGGCCGGUUCGCCAUGGCGGACGCGCUGCCCGCGCUGGAGGAGCGGCGGCGGCUGCAGGCCGAGCUCGGGGACUUCGUGGACAGCUGCCGCCGCACGCUGGAGCAGGUCGCGGCGACCCUGGGCUGGAGCCUCGACCGGCUGGACUCGGAGGACGCUGCGGCGGAGCUCGUGGUGUGCCCGCUGGACCCCAACCACCACAUGCCCCAGACGUCGCUGGCCAAGCACGUGGCGUCCUGCCGGCUGCGGAAGCUGGGCUACUCGCAGGAGGAGGAGGAAAAAAUGUAUGAUUCUGAAUUUUUCUACGAGAACGCGAACGUCCCUUCAGUUACUCUCAAUAAGGACCUGCAGUUCCAGGUCAUCGAGCAGGCUCGAGCCGCGGCCGGGAAGGAUGGUGGCUGUGGGCAGCAGAGGACUCCCUCCUCGCUGCCUGCCGAGGUCCCCCUGAACCACAAGCGCUGCGUGUGUGACCUCACCCAAGCUGACCGCCUCGCCCUCUACGACUUCGUGGUCGAGGAGACCAAGAAGAGGCGCUCGGGCUCCCAGAUCUCGGGGAACGACAGCGACCUCUUCGUCGACUUGGCCGCCAAGGUCAACCAAGAUACCAGCCGGAAGAGCCCCAAGUCCUACCUGGAGCUCCUGGCCGAGGUGCGGGACUACAAGCGCCGACGGCAGUCCUACCGGGCCAAGAACGUGCACAUCACCAAGAAGUCCUACACCGAGGUGAUCCGGGACGUGAUCGAGGUGCACAUGGAGGAGCUGGGCCGGCACUGGCAGGAGGAGCAGCAGGCAGAGGAGGACGCGGGCAGGAGUGAAGGGCGGCGCUCAGCCUCGGUGGGCUCGCGGCCGUCGGGCGGGAGCGACGCGGAGGCCGAGGGCUCGGGGCACCGGAGGAACCGCAGCCGCAGCCCAGCCCGGCGGAAGCGGGCGCGGGAGAAGGACAAGAGCCGCGACGCCUCCCGGAGGAGGAAGGACAGGGACGGGGAGCGACACCACAGUCACAAGAGGAGGAAGCAGAAGGCGUGAGCGGGCCCGGGGGUGGGCGGCCCCGGCCCUGCUCGGACCCCAACCCUGCCCGCG
Molecule: messenger RNA, 1095 nt
Organism: Sorex fumeus (smoky shrew)
Lineage: Eukaryota; Metazoa; Chordata; Mammalia; Eulipotyphla; Soricidae
Gene: SNRNP48
Product: small nuclear ribonucleoprotein U11/U12 subunit 48
Exons: 9
Coding region: 31-1041 (336 amino acids)
Cellular component (GO): cytosol; nucleoplasm; U12-type spliceosomal complex
Source: RefSeq, a predicted model, not a curated record